AUGAAUUCACAGUCUUUUGUAUUUGGAACUUAUGUGAGCUGGGAUGUUAGAAGUCUGCUUCUCUUCAUUACUAUUUUUAUCCUCACUACAGAUUAUAUUAAGCACCGCCGGCCAGCCAGCUUCCCUCCAGGACCAUGGGCUUUACCUGUCGUUGGCAACAUCUUCUCUGUAGACCACAGCAGGGCCCAUGAGAGUCUGACACAGUUAGCAGGGAAGUAUGGAGAUGUGUUCAGCCUGAGAAUGGGUCAGGAGUGGAUGGUGGUCUUGAAUGGCUUUGAGGUUCUGAAAGAAGCUCUUGUAAAUCAGGGGGGCAGUCUGGCUGACCGCCCACCUCUCCCUCUUCUAAUGGACAUGUGCCAUGGUCUAGGUGUUAUUUUAAGUAGUGGACACUUGUGGAAGCAGCAGAGGCGUUUCGUUCUUUCAACCCUCAGAAAUUUUGGACUUGGCAAGAAGACACUUGAGCCUGUGAUUCUUGAUGAAUUAACAUAUUGUUUAAAGAAAUUAAAAAGCUAUGAAGGUAAGCCCUUCAAUCCACACCUCUGCAUAAACAGCGCUGCUUCCAACAUCAUCUGUUCUCUGGUUUUUGGGCGUCGCUUUGAGUACACUGAUGAGAAGUUCAGGACACUGAUAAGUGAUUUGGAAAUAGCGCUCCAAUGUCAAACAUCAGUUGGGGCCCAGUUUUACAACUCAUUCCCUCUGCUGAUGAGAUACAUACCAGGGAAACAUCAGACAUUCCUGAACAUAUGUUGUAAUAUAAAGGAUUUCAUAAGAGAAGAGCUUAAGGAACACAAGCAAAACUGGGACCCCUCAGACCCAAGAGACUACAUCGACUGCUACCUGAAUGAGAUAGAGAUGAACAAGGGGAGGGCAGACAGCACUUUUGAUGAAGAAAACUUGGUAGAAUGUGUCUUAGAUCUUUUUGUGGCUGGUUCAGAGACCACAUCCACCACCCUCCGCUGGGCUUUCCUCUACAUGGCAAAGUACACUGAGAUCCAGGCAAGUGUCCAGGCUGAAAUAGACAGAGUAAUCGGACAGUCCAGGCCACCAUCAAUGGAAGAUCGUGUUAACCUGCCCUACGCUGACGCCGUCAUCCAUGAGAUCCAGAGAAUGGGCAACAUAGCUCCUCUUAGUGUGCCACAUAUGACCAACAAAGAUAUUCAGCUGGGAGGAUACACUAUCCCAAAGGGGAUCACAGUCAUCCCCAAUUUGACCUCAGUGUUAUUUGACAAGAAUGACUGGGAGACACCCUUCACCUUCAACCCCAGACACUUUCUGAAUGAGGAGGGAAAGUUUGUAAAGCAGUCUACUUUCAUCCCUUUUUCUGCAGGAAAGCGGCAGUGUCCCGGUGAGAAUCUUGCAAAGAUGGAGCUUUUUCUUUUUUUCACCUCGUUCAUGCAGCACUUCACCUUCUCUAUGCCUGCUGGGGUUAAACCUGUGUUGGACUUUGUCUUUGGAAGCACUCUGGCUCCUUGUGAUUAUGAAAUCUGUGUUACCCCACGCUUGUAAAAGCUAUGAUUGACAAAGAGAGUCUUUAUUCUAUGUUUUCACUGUUAACUGUAUGCCAGCUCUCUGGGAUUCAAAGAUGAUUUACACUGAUAUUUUGCUUUAAGUUUAGAUUAGGAAAAACAUUGUUGUCCCUGCUUACAUCCCACACAGCAAUUAAUCUGUCAUGACCUUCCCUUUUUGGGUUGUCGUACACGUCGCGUUCCUAGAGGGCAUUUAUUGGUAGUUACAACUGGGGAUGGUCAUAAUUAGCCAGCUAAAUGGUCAGAAUUUGAUUUCCUUGUAGUUAGCACAAGAAUUAUGUGUAAGUUAAACAAAUUCUUAAAUUUAUUUCAACUUUCAACCAGUUCAGGCCCACAAUCUUGGUCAAAUGCUCAAUCAAAAUAGUAGCACAGCUGCCUGUCACUUGUCUUUAGCAAUGGCUGACAAUAUUCAGCACAGGAAUGUGGAUGUUAACCAGCAUAGAGGAUGGAAGACCGG
This is a messenger RNA of Cheilinus undulatus (humphead wrasse), 1983 nucleotides long. RefSeq names its product cytochrome P450 2J4-like. The coding region runs from base 1 to 1506 and encodes 501 amino acids. The transcript is spliced from 9 exons. The record is from RefSeq and is a predicted model, not a curated record. NCBI's taxonomy places the organism in Eukaryota, Metazoa, Chordata, Actinopteri, Labriformes, Labridae. Gene Ontology annotation, biological process: xenobiotic metabolic process. Gene Ontology annotation, molecular function: oxidoreductase activity, acting on paired donors, with incorporation or reduction of molecular oxygen, reduced flavin or flavoprotein as one donor, and incorporation of one atom of oxygen; iron ion binding; heme binding. Gene Ontology annotation, cellular component: intracellular membrane-bounded organelle; cytoplasm.